Messenger RNA from Scophthalmus maximus (turbot), 963 nucleotides. RefSeq names its product dynein axonemal assembly factor 6 (gene dnaaf6). Gene Ontology annotation, biological process: axonemal dynein complex assembly; flagellated sperm motility. Gene Ontology annotation, molecular function: dynein intermediate chain binding; protein-folding chaperone binding. Gene Ontology annotation, cellular component: cytoplasm. The record is from RefSeq and is a predicted model, not a curated record. The transcript has 6 exons. The coding region runs from base 122 to 718 and encodes 198 amino acids. NCBI's taxonomy places the organism in Eukaryota, Metazoa, Chordata, Actinopteri, Pleuronectiformes, Scophthalmidae.
UCCAAGGGAAACGGAAAGCGUCAACAGCUGCGACACGAUCCGAACGUGCAGGAGUUGCAGUCAGGGACCAGAGGUCGAUUUAAUUUCUUAAUUUCUUAAUUUCUUAAUUUCUUUAUCUUGAAUGGAGAGUCUCGGAGUGUCGUCAGUCCAGAGCCUCCGGGCGCUGUCUGCCCUGCUGUCAUCUCAACGGGACGAUGAUGAAGAGGAGGAUGAAGGAGGAGAAGGAGGCAAAAAGGUGGCGGCCAUUGCACAGCUGGGUCCUGGACACAUUGGACCCUCGCCCAAAAAAGACAAAGAAGUGACGACUGCCUACAUGAAGAAGAGCAGCAAAGACAUCUGGAGCGAGGAAGAGGUGGCGGAGGGCUCCCACUACGAUGACCUGGCUGACCCGCGGCCGCAGCCCGAAUAUGAAAUAAUCCUGAAGCAGAGUGUGGGGACAGAGGAUCUGUUCCUGGGCCUGAGUGGAAAGGACCCGUCCUCCAUGUGCUGUGAAGCCAUGCUGGUGAAAAUCAAACUGCCAGACACUAUGGCAACAGAUGUGGUCCUGGAUGUAAAAGAGAAGUUCCUUGAUCUACGGACGCCGAAACACAAACUGGGUCUCCAUCUCCCGCGUGCCAUCCACAGCCAGGAGGGCAAGGCUCAGUUCUUCAGUGAGCGAGGGGAACUGGAGGUGACGCUGUUACUGAAACGCUCCAUGGAUUUUAUCAACACGCAAUAAGGCAGAGUGAGAAACUUCCCACAAGUAUUCAGAGGAAACAGGUAAAGGUGUGACACCAUGUCAACAGUGGAGAUUAUUACUUACUGCCUUGUUUAUGUGUUCAGGAGAAAAAGGGGGGGUAGAGAAAGGAUCAGUUUGAAUCCUGAAUAUUCCCAUUUGAAUUCAAGUGUUAAUAUGUGUCACCCACUGAUUCUGAAUAUGAAAAUUUGUGAGCAAUGGUUUGUUCUAAUAAAUUCUUAUUUGUA